Messenger RNA from Darwinula stevensoni, 1524 nucleotides. Lineage: Eukaryota; Metazoa; Arthropoda; Ostracoda; Podocopida; Darwinulidae. The record is from the annotation of a GenBank genome assembly.
CCCAGGCGGACGGACGAGUCCGAGGCGUCGGGCGAGUGCCUCUGCCUCGGCGAUGCGAGCCAGGAGGAGGAGGGACCAGAGGAGGGCCUGUCGCCCCGGGAACUCCGGGAGGUCUUGGCGGACCGAAAUCCUACAGGGUACUUUUCUUAUGAGAAAGGUGGGGUGGUAUCUUGGGGGAAUAUGGCCAUUGAGGUGGUGAUUGAGGAGGUGGUGCAUGAGGAGGCGGUGCAUGAGGAGGCGGUGCAUGAGGAGGCAGUGCAUGAGGCAGUGCAUGAGGAUAUCCACAUGCACCGCCUCAUGGACAUCCGCUUGACUUACUCCAGGAAUUCUCGUGGCACAAAAUUUGAAUACGGUUUCUCAAUGGAAUUCAAAGAUGAGGGGAUGAUCUCGUUUCGCUCACUGAAUACUCGGACACCAAUCAAAGGAGAUCCCUCAGGAUUUGGCGGAAUGGCAUCAACGGUGAAGUACGCGACUUACGUCCUCCUCGUCCUCACGUUCGCCUCCGUCGGAUGGAGCUGGUUCUUCGACUCCGUCUACCGGAAGGUCUACGAGCCCCAGCCGUACGACCAGCCCAAGCGGGGAUUCAAGUCCAACGCGCUGGCCACGGCGCGAGGCUUCGGGAAGAGGGAUCGACCCUACGUCUCGAGCGAGGAAAUCGACGGACCGGAGAAAGGGGGCGAGAUGGCCAAACGGGGAUUCCAGAGCUCCGAGCUCCAGACGGCCAUCGGCUUCGGAAAGAGAUUCCCGCGUCCGCGCGGGAAUCCCGCUCGUCUCCGCACCCCGUUUUCCCGGCCGGAUUCCCCCCCGCCGUCUGAUUCCCUGACGUGGUCCGAAGACGCUCCGAUCGGCUUCAGGCUCCUUAUUCUCGAGACGGGUCAUGGCCAAGGACUCGGACGACCCUUCGACGCUGCCGGAACCCGCCUCGCCGCCCUGCAAAGCAGACGCGGUGCGCCUCGUGCUCCGACGGAUACUGGAGAAGGGACCCAGGCGGACGGACGAGUCCGAGGCGUCGGGCGAGUGCCUCUGCCUCGGCGAUGCGAGCCAGGAGGAGGAGGGACCAGAGGAGGGCCUGUCGCCCCGGGAACUCCGGGAGGUCUUGGCGGACCGAGACCCAGGCGGACGGACGAGUCCGAGGCGUCGGGCGAGUGCCUCUGCCUCGGCGAUGCGAGCGAGGGGGAGGAGGGACCAGAGGAGGGCCUGUCGCCCCGGGAACUCCGGGAGGUCUUGGCGGACCGAGAGAUCGACUUCUUCUUCAAGGUUCUGGGCGUGGAUCUGAAGGAGGAGCUCCGGGCGAGGAGGCGUCGGGGUCCCGCGUCCCGCGUCUCUCUCGCGACCUCCGUCGAAAGGGCGAAGAAAAAGAAAGCCAAACCCCAUCGAGACGGUGCCGCGGCGACGACCGCGACCCGACCGUCUGCGUCGGACGAAUCUCUGCCCGCACCGGGGAGCAACGAGGAUCCCAGAGGCACCGUGCCACCCGACGACAAACAGGAACCGGCGCAGAGAUAUGAAAAACGACAGGAAUAG